Cuscuta europaea is the source of this 1622-nucleotide messenger RNA. Lineage: Eukaryota; Viridiplantae; Streptophyta; Magnoliopsida; Solanales; Convolvulaceae. The record is from the annotation of a GenBank genome assembly.
CGGAAGUAAUUAUUGCAUCGCAGGGGUUGAGAAGCGUCGUUAUUAACAACGCCUCCUCCCCUCCAUUCUCCUCCCGUCGUCUCUCUGUUCGAUCAAGAGUCUUUGAAGAAUCAACACUGGAGAAUGGGGGAUUCAAGCUGCAUGGGUUGCAAAAAGUUUGAGGAAACUAUUUACUGGUCUCACUUUCAAACUGUGCAGUUCUUCCAGGUUCUUUCUGGGCUGCGCUACGAUCAUCACCUUGCUAUUCCGAAGAAAUUUUCUGAAAAUCUACGAGGAAAGCUAGCAGGCACUGUCCGCCUCAAAGGACCGAGUGGUUCUGUUUGGGAAGUGGGAUUGGCAUCAGACGGCGAGAGCCUUUACCUUAAGCGCGGUUGGAAAAAAUUUGUUCAAGAACAUUCCCUCCAAAAAAAUGAUGUCUUGGUUUUCAAAUACAACGGGAAUCUGCAGUUCGAUGUUUUCAUGUUUGAUCAGCUGAGCUUAUGUGAGAAAGAGGCUUCAUAUUUUAUAAAACAAUGUGCACACAAUGAACUCACGGGAGCCGAUAAAACUAAAAAAACUACCCCUCGAGCUCGAACCAUCCAUCUUGAGUCGACAAGCAAUGAAUCAUCACAGGAGGAUGAUGAUGAAAGGAAGGUUGUGAAAAGGCCAAGGAAGGAUGGCAUGUCUCCUAAAGAGAAUCAUCAAUCAAGUGGGAAGCUAAAGAAGAAAUCUGUCGAUAGAAGUGGUCCAUCGUCAAAUGCAUCUCCUCUUCGAUGGGAGUCAAACAGAAGAGCAGUGACUGAAGAAGAGAAAGACAAGGCUAUACAAGCCGCUUUUUCAGCUGCCUCUGAUGAUAGCCUCACUGUGGUUAUGAAAGAAUGCCAUGUCUACAAGGGCUUCUAUAUGUCAAUCCCCGUUGAGUGGUCAAGGAAACAUCUUCCUCAGAAAAACUUUGACGUGUGCUUGCGAAUGAAGGAGAAAACGUGGAUGGCGAAAGCCUAUUUUCGGAAAGCAACUAGUGGUCAUGGGGUGUCUGGUUCUGGUUGGAAGUACUUUGCACUAGAGAACUCACUUGAGCUAGAUGACGUGUGUCUGUUCAACCUGGUGAGUGAAAGCAGCAGUUUGUGCGUGUUUGACGUCUGCAUUUUCCGGGUCAUUGAUGAUGUGUCGCCAAGGAAAGGCAUGGGGGCAUACUCAAAAGGGAAACCGGGGCGGCCAUGUAAAAAUGAUCUCUGGAAAGCAGACUAGAGAAAGCCUCAUCAAUGUGAUCUCUUGUCUAAUUUGUUUGAAUUGCUGUUUUGCUCUCUGCCUAAUAUUGGCGUGUGUGUUUUGACUGCUAUGAAUCUAUGAUCAAAGUAAAUGGAUCAGACCCCGCCCAAAAGCAUCCACGUUUUUUAUCUUUAUACACAAGGGCCAAGGCAAUCCCGUUGUGUUCUUGUGUUAGAAAAUUGUGUGGGUGGUUUUGGGGUUCGGACUAAAAAAAUUCCUACCUAGAUCAACCAGUUCAUGUGUAACCAUGUUUAGAACUAUAAUCCGUAUUUGUUUGUACAUGCAAAUAUAAUACUCCCAUAAUACUUUGUUAAUUUUCUUUAUUUCGUCAUUACAAAAACUUUGUCACUUUCAUUUAAAAUAAGAAAUACGGA